Pestalotiopsis fici W106-1 is the source of this 2037-nucleotide messenger RNA. RefSeq lists its product as uncharacterized. Bases 1 to 2037 code for a protein of 678 amino acids. The transcript has 4 exons. NCBI's taxonomy places the organism in Eukaryota, Fungi, Ascomycota, Sordariomycetes, Amphisphaeriales, Sporocadaceae. Gene Ontology annotation, biological process: DNA-templated transcription. Gene Ontology annotation, molecular function: DNA binding; zinc ion binding. The record is from RefSeq and is a predicted model, not a curated record.
AUGCUCGAGCUGCGCCACGCACAAACGAACAUGCCAUCAGCCGCUGUAGUAUCAUCUCUGCAGCAGCAAAAACAAACUCUAGAGGCUUUCCUACUACGUUUGAAAGCAGCUACACCAAGCCAGACCGCCGCCAUUCUUGAAGGACUCGACGUGGUCGAUGGGUCAGUGCAACUACCCAAUGUGCUUCCCAAUCAACUACCCAAUGGACGGAUUGGAAGCCAGCAAAGCCCAACUAGUCCUCCAUUGUCACCCCUGAUACAUGAGUCUAGCGAAGAGAAUGUAGACACCAGCUCAGAAGCGGGCUUCGAUCCUCUUAACCACGUUUCUGUCGAUGACCACGGCCACGUUGGCGUGUUUGGGCUGACAUCGACCCUACACGAUCCCGCUCAGGGGAGACAUUCGAGCGUCGCAGAGUUCUCCGUGACCAAGGAAACCAGUUACCAGCUCAUUGCCAACGCAGCCCUGGAACGGCAAAAGGAGUUCCGCAUCAGGCUGCUGCCAGAUAUAGAUGGAGUUCCAGUUCACAUAGCGACACACCUGCUCGAUCUGCAUUGGAAUCGGCAGCACCACACAUUUUUAUUAACAUAUCGUCCAGCACUACUUCGCGAUCUGUUGCAUGGGGGCCCGCAUUGUUCAAAACUCCUCUUGAAUGCCAUUUUUGCCUGCGCCAGCAAAUACUCGGACCGCGUCUACUUGCGCGACGACCCAACAGACCCCCUGAGCGCCGGAAAGCGCUUCUUUGAACGCUGUGACGAGCUAAUCGCUAGCGAGCCACCGUUUGGGAGGCCGAGUAUCCCCACCAUAGGCGCCUUUCUUUUGCUGGGCUCGACCUUUAUUGCCCGCGGCGACAUAAGCAAAGGCUGGUCUUACACUGGGUUCGCAGCACGCAUGGUGUACGACCUGGGCCUGCAUCUUGACUGCAGACCCGGAACAAGUCCCGAGGACGUGGAGAUCAGGCGGCGAGUCUUUUGGGGCGCGUUCAUAUGCGACAAAUUGCAGAGCCUUUACCUUGGACGACCCAUGGCCAUGCAUCUACAUGACAAUAGAUGCCCGACCGAAUUCGCUGAUACCUUUGAAGAGUUGGAUCUAUGGACACCAUAUGUCGAUACCGAAAUACCACUCUCGGGAAUCAUGUGCCAGCCAACCCCGGUAUAUUCAGUUUCCACUUUUCAGCAGCUUUGUUUCCUGUCCAAGCUGAUGACCCGCAUCAUCGAUUGUUUCUAUUCGUCUCACGCCGCGACUUCAAAAGCGGCUGCGAAUUUGCAGAUGCUGGAUGCGGCUCUCACCGAUUGGUAUAAUGGUUUGCCGUCUCACCUAAAUUUCGACCGACGAGCCAAGGAUGAGACUGUGCCUACCCCCAAUGUCCUGAAUCUUCACAAUAUCUACCACUCGCUGGUCAUACUCUUGAACCGACCAUUUGUCUCCGAUGGGCACCUGAGAACUCAAGCCAGAGCUGACACUAGAUCGUGCUGGAAGAAGUGCAUGGCAGCAGCGCGCAGCAUCACAGGCAUCGUUUGUGCAUAUCGUGCAACGUACACUCUCAGAGGUGCACCCUACCUCACCAGUUAUGCUGCUUACGUUAGCUGCACUAUACACGUCCGGAACGCGGCUUUGGAGAAGGACCAUAGUGACGGAGAGCAUAGUCGAUUGUUAUUUAGAAGCCUCAAAGCCCUAGACGAACUGUCGACGCCUAACCCAGGCGUAACGCAGCCCGCAAAGAUCAUUCGGGGCUUGAUGAGAAAGCAUGGGAUUGCUGAGCCACAAGUUACGCAAUCACCAGAUCCACUCAGUGUAGUCACCGCCGCCUGUCUGCCCGAAGUGUCACCUCAGUCUGCGACGCUGACUUCCAUAUUUGACACAUUCGCUCCUUUGGAAUUUGGUGAUGAAGUAGCACAGCAAGCCGCCACUGGUAUGGCCAGUGAGCCCUGUAUGAGUGAUGCGCUGUUUGGCUUUAUGAACGCCGUGGAUGGGUUCCAAGAUAUAGGAGAUGCAGAUUGGACUUCAGGGAAUGAUCGAAACGGUAUUAUGCACGCCUAG